This is a messenger RNA of Pelagomonas calceolata, 1891 nucleotides long. Lineage: Eukaryota; Pelagophyceae; Pelagomonadales; Pelagomonadaceae. The record is from the annotation of a GenBank genome assembly.
CACGAAUCGGCGCCCGCUUGGUCCCGUGCACCAACUCCAAGUGGAGCACUGCAAAGUGCAAACUCCGCGCGAGGGGACGCCCCCGACCGAAGUUGGCUGGACGGCAAGAACGAUAAAAGACGACAGCAACCACAGAAGAGAUGGAACACCUCAACAACCUCUUCCAGGCCGCCGCCGCCGGGGCCGGCGCCGGGGCCGACGGCGGCGGCGCCGGUGCCGGGGCCGACGACACCGGCAACAACAAUAACAGCAAUAACAGCAACAACACCCCCAACAAUAACGCAAACAACGGCAACGCCGCGCCGCCGCGGCCGCCGCGCUCGGACUUCGCGCGCGAGGCCUACGCCGCCGCGUUCCAGCACGAGAUGAUGAACGCGUUCGGCCUCGGCGAGCAGUUCGUCGCGAGCCGCGUCGCGGCCACGUCCCGCGAGGCCGCCCCGGAGCAGCGGACGGGCCCGCCGCCCAUGGACGAGGCCGCGCUCCGCGACCUGCCCGUCGUCCGGGCCACCGAGGAGGACCUCGCCAAGGACGGCAACCGCGAGUGCUGCGUCUGCUUGGAGGCCCAGGAGGUCGGCGACCGGGCCACGAAGCUCCCCUGCGGCCACCUCUUCCACACGGAAUGCGUCGUCCAGUGGCUCCGCAAGCACGGCACGUGCCCGAGCUGCCGCUACGAGCUCGCGUCGUCGGACGCGGCCUUCGAGGCGUCGCGGCGCGAGCGCAUGGCGCGGCGCGUGCCGCGGUACCGCCGGCGCGAGCUGAAUCGAUUACCUGUGCGCGAGCUGCGCGCGCUCGCGGCGCGCGGCGACCGCGUCUUCGCGGGCCUCACCGAGAAGGCGGAUCUGGUGAAGGCCCUUAUUGAUGCUAACCUCGUCCAGAUCAUCCCGGAGGAGGUGCGGCAGCUCGACGCGACGCGCGCGGCCGUCGCGGCCUGGUCGAUCCGCCAGCUCAAGCAGCUCAUGGCGGACGUCGGCGUCGACUCGACGCGCUGCGUCGACAAGCGCGACCUCGUGGACGCGAUCGCGGCGUCCGGCCUGGUGGCGUUCGCGGCCGACGACGACGACGCGACGGCGCCGGCGGACGAGGGAGUAAGUUAAAGAAAGACACGACGUCGCGAGUCGCAUGAGCUGGUCGCAUGAACAUUAUCCGCUGAUAGUGGCGUCCGUUGUUUUCAGGCUUUGCGAAGGCAGCAGCCAGCACACCGUAAGCGGCAGUGGUGCGGCGACGGUGGGGCAGCAUGCGGUGAACGGUGGGCAAGCACCAUUCCUGAAGCCAUAUGGAGCGCCCGGCGCGGCCGCGCCGCCGCCUCCGGCGCCGCCGCGGCGCGGAGGCCGGCAACAAGGAGAAUCAGAUCCCGGCGGCGGUGCUCGCGACGUGCGCGCCGCCGUUGCGCCUCGCGGUCGAGCGCCUGAGCGGCGCCCAUGGCGGCGCCAAGCCGCGCUGGAUGAACCUCGACAGCCAGGUCAAUAGCCUGGAGGCCGUCGCAAUACUCCACGCGGCGUGCAAGGCCCAGGCGACGCCGUCGCUCGUGACGCUGUCGCUGCGCUACUGCGCGCUGCCAGCUGCUGGCGCGGAUGGACAAGACGGCGCAGAUGGACAAGAUGGUGGGGGCGGAUCCGAUGACGCGUUGGAUGCGCUCGUCGAACUCGUCAAGGCAAACGUGAAUCUCGAGACGCUCUACCUCCAGGGAACCGUGCACGAGGCCUGGAAGGACGCGCUCACAGAGGCCUGGCACGCGCGGGGCGCCUUGCACCGCAUCAGCAACGACGGGCAGACGUUCUUCCGCAAGGUCGACCUCGCCUACCUCCGGGACCGCGCGAGUCACGUGCCCGCCAAAUUUAUCCGGGCCAAGAAGUCGAAGAAGGCCCCGAAGAAGGGCAAGAAGAAGAAGUAA